Molecule: messenger RNA, 3121 nt
Organism: Bombina bombina (fire-bellied toad)
Lineage: Eukaryota; Metazoa; Chordata; Amphibia; Anura; Bombinatoridae
Product: carbonic anhydrase 6
Exons: 9
Coding region: 202-1791 (529 amino acids)
Molecular function (GO): carbonate dehydratase activity; zinc ion binding
Source: RefSeq, a predicted model, not a curated record
AGGGUUAUGACACAGAAUAAUCUCCAAAAAUAAGCUGAGUGGAUUUUAAACUGGAAAUCAGUUAGGCUCUGUUUGCAUUUUUGACAGAGUAAAAUGCUGUUUGUGUAGUAGGAGGGAAAGGCUUUCUAUAUUAUUAUUUAUAUUUUCCGAGCUUUAAAGACAGAGUUAAGAUCUUUUCUAAAACAUACAAUAACCUCAGCCAUGGAUGGUGGAUUUACCUUGUUUCUUAUGCUGGCUCUCAGCUUUGCCUUUACCAGCUCUCAUGUGGUAGACUGGACAUACCAAGAAGGAGAGCUGGAUGAAGCUAAUUGGGGGAAAAAAUAUCCCUUGUGUGCAUCAAAACGGCAAUCUCCUAUAGACAUACAGAGGAAGAAGGUCCAACAUAACCAAAACCUUGCACACUUGGAACUCAAUGGCUAUGAUGGACCAUUGCAAGGGCACUUUAAGAUAGUCAACAAUGGACAUUCAGUGCAAAUUGAGCUUCCACCAACCAUGACCAUCAAAAAGGGACUCAACAGCUGUUACACUGCUGUACAAAUGCACUUACACUGGGGUGGCCUUGAUUUAGAAACAAGUGGCUCAGAGCACACAAUUGAUGGGAUGAGAUACAUAGCUGAACUUCAUGUUGUCCAUUAUAACUCAGAUAAAUACAAAAGCUUUGAUGAAGCCAAGGACAAACCUGACGGCCUGUCAGUACUUGCGUUCCUAUAUGUGGAUGGAAACUUUGAGAACACGUAUUACAGUGAAUUUAUUUCCAAACUAGCCAAAAUUCGUUAUGCAGGACAGGAAACAGAGAUGCGAACUCUAGAUGUCUUGGCUAUGCUACCCGAGAGUCUUGAUAAUUUCUACAGAUAUGAAGGGUCCCUCACUACCCCUCCUUGCACAGAGAAUGUCUUGUGGACUGUAUUUGACUCUCCCAUCGUUCUUUCCAAAUCACAGAUAAAUUUGCUGGAAAAUACAUUGUUGGAUUGGCACAAUCAGACCCUACGUAAUGACUAUCGACAUGCACAACCUCUUUAUAACCGCAUUGUAGAGGCUUCUUUUCAUCCAAAACUUCCCAAAGAUAGCUUCCAACUGGAGAUCAAAACUAAACUGCAGCAGAUUGAAACUGGCAUACAAGAUAUGAAGAAGCAGACAGGGGUUGGAAUAUCCCCAAGAACUGCAUUCUCAGGUGACUCUUCCCUCCCAUUCUACCCUUCAUACCACUUUUCCAAUGAUCAUCCAGCUGCUCAUGUGGAAGUACGACCUUUAAAGGCCCUACAGCUAAACCAACUCACAAUCUGUGCCUGGGUCAGAACAAAGAAUGUGGGCAGUCAGACAGUUUUUUUUUAUUCUACUCAUGAUACUGACAAUGAACUUGUUCUUAGUGUGGGAGGUGAUGUGGGGUUUUGCGUAGGUGGAGAAUCUCUACAGUUUGACCUGCACCAUACAUCAGAGGAUUGGGUACAUUAUUGUGUACGCUGGGACUCCAACACUGGAAAUGCAGAACUUUUUGUCAGUGGGCUACCUGGGAAGGAGAAAAAUAUUCAACAGGGAUAUCAGAUCAAAAGUGGUGGUGUUAUUCUCCUAGGGAAAGAUCGCGCUGAUCUCUUGGGUCUGUUCUCCAAUGGUUUCAGAGGAUGGAUAAGUCACCUCAAUCUCUGGAGUGAGAUUCUUAGCACGGAAGACAUUAAGCUACUGAGUCAGUGCCGCAUGGCAAAUAUUUGGGGGGAUGUAAUAGCAUGGGGAAAGACCACCACAAUAGUUUCUGGUGGUGUUAUGCUGGAACCGGAUAAUAGUUGCAAAUUUUAACCAGUUUAACCAGAAAAUAUUGGUUUAAAUAAACUGCUCAUUAUUUUAUAUCAGUAAUUAGGGUUGCAACGAUACCAUUUUUUUAAGACCGAGUACAAGUACCGAUACUUGUUUUCAAAUACUCGCCGAUACCAAUUACCGAUACUUUUUUUUAAUGUCAUGUUUACCAAGCACAAUACAGACUAAUUAUUUAAGAUUCCUUCUUUAUAAUUAUGAAGGACUGUAGCUCAAAAGACAUUAUGAAAUAAUAAAACAGGUUUUAUUUGUCACAAAGUUCACAGAACAUGUUUAGAAAUAAAAAUAUUACAAUAAAAUAUAUUAACAACAACAAUAAAUAACAAAUAUAAAAUUGCAACCAACCAAAAGUGCCAUACAGUAAAAAAAUAGAACAGAAUACUGUUUAAUCAUGGUGAACAACACUAUGGGCUAGAUUACAUUUGACUGGUAAGCUUUACCAAUACUCUCAUUACUUGUCCUACUCCAUUAAAGGCUAUGGAGUUGGAAAUGUGAACAGAGCAUUGGUAAAGCUUACCAAUCAAAUGUAAUCUAAAUCUAGUCCUAUAAUUGCAGGAUGAGUGUUCAUUGGGAUUAACUUAAUUUUUCCUAUGAGUACUCUUCCUGCAAUUAUAUAUGCUAGGAUGUUCCUCAGAGUACAGUAUGUUUUGAACAUAAUUGUGCAAGAUGAGAACUAGCAGUAUAAAAGGCAAUCUAGCAAUUAGAAUAAUUUUUCAAAAGUAAGUGGCAAGUUCCUUUUAAGGAACAGAACAGAAGCAUCUCUGCAUGCUCAACUAUAAGUCUGUUUUUGCUAUCAGUAAGGAGCUUCAACUUUCCACACUACUGCAUGGGGCAGAAAGAUAUUUUUGGGCCAUUUUAGCCAGAGCUGGAAAUUUCAGUUUAUUAACUGCCCAGUACUUCAGGGGUUUGUCUGAACGCAGUACAGUGAUCUCUCCUACAAUAAUACAAAUAAGAGCAAUUUGUAUUGGCAGAACAGUAGUAAACAAUUUUUAGUUUAGUCUCCACUACAGCUUUAAAUGAAAUGGGAACAUGCAGUUUGAAAAAAACACCACAAGAUAGCAUAUGGGUAGUAAGUGGAGGUAUCGGUUUAAGUAUCGGUGCAUUUGCACGAGUACAAGUACUCAUGUAAGUACUUGGUAUUGGUACCGAUACCGAUAAUAGUAUCGGUAUCAGUGCAACCCUAUCAGUAAUGAUACCAUCCAGAAUGUAUAUAAUUUCCUUAAAUUGUAAAAAUUAUCUUCUGAAAUGCAGAAGUCUCUUUAAAAUAAUAUCCAAACUCAACAUUAAAUUCAUAAUUAAAAUACUUUUAAACUUC